Messenger RNA from Papaver somniferum (opium poppy), 1920 nucleotides. RefSeq names its product nucleolar protein 56-like. The transcript has 8 exons. The coding region runs from base 120 to 1712 and encodes 530 amino acids. NCBI's taxonomy places the organism in Eukaryota, Viridiplantae, Streptophyta, Magnoliopsida, Ranunculales, Papaveraceae. Gene Ontology annotation, cellular component: small-subunit processome; box C/D methylation guide snoRNP complex. The record is from RefSeq and is a predicted model, not a curated record. Gene Ontology annotation, molecular function: snoRNA binding.
AAAGUCCUCAUAGAUUGUAAAGUCGGCUACAAAAACCUUCAUCAAAAACAAGAGAGAGGAGAAGAGAGCGAAAGCAAAAAUAAACCCUAGAAAUUAUUUCUUCUUCAAACGCCUCUGUAAUGGCGGUGUAUCUACUCCAUGAAGCUGCAUCUGGUUACUCAUUGUUUCAAGCUCAUGGGAUAGAUGAGAUUGGGCAAAACACUGAAGCUGUUAGGAAUUCGGUAACUGAUCUUAAUAGGUUUGGUAAAGUUGUAAAGAUUGCUGCUUUUUCACCAUUUGGUUCUGCUUUAGAUGCUCUUAACCAGUGUAAUGCUGUCUCUGAAGGGCUUAUGACUGAUGAGUUAAGAAACUUCUUGGAGUUAAAUUUACCCAAAGUCAAAGAAGGAAAGAAACCUAAGUUUAGUCUUGGAGUUGCUGAGCCAAAGAUUGGGUCACAUAUCUUCGAAGAAACUAAGAUUCCCUGCCAAAGCAAUGAAUUUAUUCUUGAACUUCUCCGUGGUGUCCGCUUUCAUUUUGAUAGGUUCAUUAGUGACCUUAAGCUCACCGAUUUGGACAAGGCUCAGCUUGGGUUGGCUCACAGUUACAGCAGAGCUAAGGUGAAGUUCAAUGUCAACAGAGUUGAUAACAUGGUUAUUCAAGCUAUCUUCCUCCUUGAUACUCUGGAUAAAGAUGUCAACACCUUCUCCAUGAGAAUCAGAGAGUGGUACUCGUGGCACUUCCCUGAACUAGUUAAGAUUGUUAAUGAUAACUAUCUUUAUGCCAAAGUUGCAAAAUAUAUUGAGAACAAGUCUGAGCUUUCUGAGGACAAGAUCCCAGGAUUAACUGAGAUACUUGGAGACGAAGACAAGGCAAAGGAGAUUGUGGAAGCAGCGAAAGCAUCCAUGGGGCAGGAUUUGUCCGUUAUUGACUUAAUUAAUGUCGAGCAAUUUGCCCAGAGAGUGAUGGACCUCGCACAAUACAGGAAGAAUCUACAUGAGUAUCUAGUGAAUAAGAUGAAUGACAUUGCACCAAACUUGGCUUCUCUUAUUGGUGAAAUGGUUGGAGCUCGUUUAAUUUCUCAUGCUGGGAGUCUUACAAAUUUGGCCAAGUGUCCUUCCUCCACUCUUCAGAUUUUAGGUGCAGAGAAAGCACUCUUCAGAGCGUUAAAAACUCGGGGGAACACUCCAAAAUAUGGUCUCAUCUUCCACUCAUCUUUCAUUGGACGAGCAUCUGCAAAGAACAAAGGUCGUAUGGCUCGCUAUCUUGCCAACAAGUGUUCUAUUGCUUCUCGCAUUGACUGCUUUUCGGAGACAAACACCACUGUAUUCGGGGACAAGCUCCGUGAGCAAGUCGAAGAGAGACUGGAUUUCUAUGACAAGGGUAUUGCACCUCGCAAGAAUGUUGACAUGAUGAAAGCUGCCAUUGAAAGUAAUAAAGAUGAUGAGAAAACUGAUAUGGAUGUAGAAGAUGGAGCUUCUGCAAAGAAGAGCAGCAAGAAAAAGAAGUCAAAAGGUGAUGUAGAGCCUAUGGAAGAGGACAAAUCAGCUGCUAAAUCAACUAAUGGAGAUGCUUCAGAAGAAGAUAUGCGCACUGAGAAGAAGAAAAAGAAAAAAGAGAAGCGCAAGUCUCAGGAGAAUGGUGAGAAUGGAAUUGAGUCGGAGCAGAACGGAACAACCAAGAAGAAAAAGAGCAAAAGCAAGGAUGUUAACAUGUCGAAACUGUCAGCGAAGUGAAGAAGAAAAAGAAAUCUAAAAGCAAAACUGAUGCUUAAUUUAGUUUUCUGAUAAAAUGUGUUCUCUGGUAGUAUGCUUAGUUAUAUAGAGGUGUUUUGGCAAGUACUGCCUCUGUAUUUGGUUUAUGUUUUUGUUCUUUAACUCUUUUGUAGAAUUGACAAUAUUUAAUAUUUUCUGCAGUUAUAUACUUCAUGUUUAAUCUGCUCUU